This is a messenger RNA of Drosophila willistoni, 2757 nucleotides long. It is a transcript of the gene YME1L, whose product is annotated as ATP-dependent zinc metalloprotease YME1L. Gene Ontology annotation, biological process: protein quality control for misfolded or incompletely synthesized proteins; mitochondrion organization. Gene Ontology annotation, cellular component: mitochondrial inner membrane. Lineage: Eukaryota; Metazoa; Arthropoda; Insecta; Diptera; Drosophilidae. The record is from RefSeq and is a predicted model, not a curated record. The transcript has 9 exons. The coding region runs from base 320 to 2590 and encodes 756 amino acids. Gene Ontology annotation, molecular function: ATP hydrolysis activity; ATP binding; metalloendopeptidase activity.
UCAAUUUUAAAACAAAGCAAGCAACACAAUUUCAUUUUGCGUACAUAUUGAUUUUAUUUCUUUUUAACUAAAUAGUCCAAAUAAUUGCACACAGACACCUUGCGCGAAAUUCAAAAUUAAUAGAUUCAUUUGUGAUAUGCAGGCAAGCCAGGGCUGCAGUUAAUGACCAGGGCUGCAAUGUACAAGACGCAGCAUUAAGAAGAUUAUGACAUUUUCGCUGUCAAAUAGAAGUUACUGUGUCGUCUGCGCUACCUGAAGGACCUGAGCCUCUGUUAUUGUAAUUUUUCAAACACUUUUGUAUCUAAGUUUUAUUUUGGACAUGUUCUCUGCCAACACACACUCUGUGCCCUACCUAUAUUUGGGUAACUUCAGUCGCAAGCCACAUUAUUACAGCGUGAAACGUACCAAACUGCAGGGCACUCAAGCUGCAGCUCGUUUUUUUAGCAAUAGAAGCAAAUCAGCCGCCUCCUCUCCAACCUUCCCUACCCAGCAUGACCUCGUGCUCGAUGUUAAGAAUCUGCUCAGUCGGUCGGGCAGCAAGUUGCAGAGUAUGGUGGAGAAGGCGGCCAGACUGAAUGGAAUUUUGGAUAAGGAAGUGAUCAAUGAAGCAAUGGCCAAAGUGUGCAGCAUUAUGCCAUCUAUGCGCCAUAUCCAGGUCACAUUGGAGGAGCCAAAUUCCAAACAACAACAAAUGAUUCGUGGCCAGUUACAAAAUUAUCAGUUUGAAGUCUCAUUGGAUGGUUCAGGUGUAUUAAAUGGAGUGGCUGGUCAAUCGAGCACAGCCUACGUCAAAUUGUUUCCCACAUUAACCCAAGGAUUGGUCAAAAGUCCAUUUGUUUAUAACCCACAAGUAAAUCAAUUACGUGGCUUUAAAACCGAUCGUUCCAUCGAGGCUGAGCAAAAGCGAAAUCCAACCAUGAGCACUAGAAUUAAGUCGGCAUUGAGUAAUGCACCUCAACGUGUAGAUGGUGAUCCACAAUUACAAGCGGAGAAGCUACGAAAACUGUUGUCCAGCUCCGAGGAAUUGGGGAGUACAAAGACUGCGGAGAAUUUGAAAAUUGCAUUUGCCGAGGGCUACCUAGCCGCUUCCAAUGCUGAAGAUUCCCCAAAAACAGGCAAAACAAUGAAGUAUCUGAAGAUUUUCCAGACUCUCGUUGUAAUUGUCGUUUUUAUUGGCAUCUUUCUGAGUUUCUUUACCUCGUCUAAUGGUUCAGUUUUCCGCAUUCAACUGGGUAACCAAGUAGAGGUGGAUCCCGAAGAGAUUCAUGUCACAUUUGAUGAUGUCAAGGGUUGCGAUGAGGCCAAACAGGAGCUGAAAGAGGUUGUAGAAUUCCUUAAGAAUCCCGAUAAGUUUUCCAACCUGGGAGGCAAACUUCCCAAAGGUGUUCUUCUUGUGGGUCCUCCAGGCACAGGCAAAACUCUAUUGGCCCGAGCUGUUGCCGGUGAGGCCAAUGUUCCAUUCUUCCACGCAGCUGGACCUGAGUUCGAUGAAGUCCUGGUGGGUCAAGGUGCCAGACGUGUUCGUGAUUUAUUUAAGGCCGCCAAAGCACGGGCACCUUGUGUGAUCUUCAUUGAUGAAAUCGAUUCGGUGGGUGCAAAACGAACCAAUUCGGUGCUUCAUCCCUAUGCCAACCAGACCAUUAAUCAGCUGCUAUCUGAGAUGGAUGGUUUCCAUCAGAAUGCUGGAGUAAUUGUACUGGGAGCCACCAAUCGUCGAGAUGAUCUAGAUCAGGCUUUAUUGCGUCCUGGGCGUUUUGAUGUUGAAGUUAUGGUUUCCACACCAGAUUUCACCGGACGCAAGGAAAUUUUAUCACUAUAUUUAGCAAAAAUUCUACAUGACGAGAUCGAUUUAGAUAUGCUUGCACGUGGAACAUCCGGAUUUACAGGUGCAGACUUGGAGAAUAUGAUUAACCAGGCGGCGUUACGAGCUGCCAUUGAUGGUGCCGAUACAGUAAGCAUGAAACACUUGGAAACAGCUCGUGAUAAAGUACUUAUGGGACCGGAACGCAAGGCUCGUCUGCCCGACGAGGAGGCAAAUACUAUUACCGCUUACCAUGAGGGUGGUCACGCAAUUGUGGCCUUCUACACCAAGGAAUCACAUCCCCUGCAUAAAGUGACCAUUAUGCCGCGCGGCCCAUCACUUGGCCACACUGCCUACAUACCGGAGAAAGAACGAUACCAUGUCACAAAGGCCCAAUUGCUGGCCAUGAUGGAUACCAUGAUGGGCGGCCGUGCCGCCGAGGAGAUUAUCUUUGGAAUUGAUAAAAUUACUUCGGGAGCCAGCAGUGAUCUCAAACAGGCCACAUCAAUAGCUACGCAUAUGGUUAAAGAUUGGGGCAUGUCGGACAAGGUGGGCCUGCGAACAAUAGAACCAUCAAAGGGUUUGGGUGGCGGCGAAGUUCUAGGCCCCAAUACUGUGGAAGCUGUAGAUGCUGAAAUCAAGCGCAUCCUUAACGAUAGCUAUGAACGGGCAAAGGCCAUCCUCAAGAAACAUACCAAGGAGCACAAGGCGCUGGCGGAGGCGCUUUUAAAAUAUGAGACUCUGGAUGCGGAUGAUAUCAAGGCCAUAUUAAAUGACAACCAGACGUAGUUAACCACUUUUACCCAUCCAGUUCCAACCUUCACUCGGAUCAGCCACAGAGCUGAGCUGCAAAAGUAUAUAUAUAUAUUUUUUAGUUAAACCAUAAAAUACAUAGAAACCCAUAACACGAGCGGAACGCAGACGGACAGUUUACAAAAUAAAAUGUUAUUCAUAAA